UACGCCUCCUCCACUUUUCCUUUCCUUUCCUUUCCUUGCACGCCAAUUCAAAAUCUUUCAAACCGAACCAAUUCAAACCAAAUGCUGCUGCUCCGCCUCCUCCUCCUCGCCUCCGCGGCGCACUUGGCCGUCGCCGACGUGCCCCCGUCCAACAAGGUGCUCUUCAUCCUCGCCGGCCAGUCCAACAUGGCCGGCCGCGGCGGCGUCGUCGCCAACCGCUGGGACGGGAUCGUGCCACCCGACUGCGCGCCCUCCCCUGCCGUCCUCCGCCUCUCACCGGACCUCCGCUGGGAGCAGGCGCACGAGCCGCUCCACGCCGGCAUCGACGCCGCCAACCACGCCGUCGGGGUCGGCCCGGGGAUGGCCUUCGCCAAUGCGCUCCUCCGCUCCGGCCGCGCCGGUGCUCCGUUCGUCGGCCUCGUGCCCUGCGCCGUGGGGGGCACGCGGAUGGCGGAGUGGGGGAAGGGCACCCAGCUCUACGCCGACAUGCUGCGCCGGGCAAGGGUCGCCGUCGAGACGGGCGGACGGAUCGGGGCCGUGCUCUGGUACCAGGGGGAGAGCGACACAGUCAGGUGGUCCGACGCCACCGAGUACGGACGCCGGAUGGGAAUGCUCGUCCGCGACCUCCGCGCCGAUCUCGGCAUGCCCCACCUCCUCGUCAUCCAGGUAGGACUAGCAUCGGGCCUAGGACAGUAUACUGAAGUAGUAAGGGAAGCUCAGAAAGGGAUAAAACUUCGGAACGUGAAAUUCGUAGAUGCAAAGGGGCUGCCAUUGCAAGAUGGUCAUCUGCAUCUCAGCACCCAAGCUCAAGUCCAGCUUGGACACAUGUUGGCUCAAUCCUAUUUGAAUUAUGGGCAUGCACAUUCUCGAACCCCUAAACCAUGGUGGCUGCGAAUCAUGUUGGUCUGCUGCUUCAUUUUUCUUUGAAGGGGGCAGUACACGUAUCCUGUUCCUAUAUAGAACAGGUGAGGUGAAGAAGAAAGUCAAAGGACUUUGUGCACAUAAUCUUAUACCAACACACAGGCACGUGAUGCCUUUAGAAGACUCAUUCUAUCAGGAUCUGAGCUACACAUUCAAAUUGUUUCCUAAAGAGGUGAUUCAUUAUACACGAUUUUUUCAGGUCCCAUAGAUCUGACUAGUUGUAGCCUGUAAAGGAAUUGGUUCCAAUGUUUGAUAGCACGACAUAUCUUAAUCACUAUAUUGCCCUUUGAUGUAGAAAACCUGAGUAGAAAAUGGGUUGAGCAUGCACCUUGCUCUUCCCGUAACAAACGGUGUCAAUAAAUUUGAAAUUAGGUUCUAGUAGAAAUUAAGGUUGGAUCAGUGUA
Phragmites australis (common reed) is the source of this 1325-nucleotide messenger RNA. RefSeq names its product probable carbohydrate esterase At4g34215. The record is from RefSeq and is a predicted model, not a curated record. The coding region runs from base 82 to 927 and encodes 281 amino acids. The transcript is spliced from 3 exons. NCBI's taxonomy places the organism in Eukaryota, Viridiplantae, Streptophyta, Magnoliopsida, Poales, Poaceae.